Molecule: messenger RNA, 1155 nt
Organism: Colletotrichum paranaense
Lineage: Eukaryota; Fungi; Ascomycota; Sordariomycetes; Glomerellales; Glomerellaceae
Exons: 1
Coding region: 1-1155 (384 amino acids)
Source: RefSeq, a predicted model, not a curated record
AUGACAACUUCAGAAGUCGAGAUUCAACCAAAGGACAGCUCUUCGACAUCGACCGGCAUGGAUGAUCUCACCUACGAUGGCUGGGCGGACCUCAUUUACGAUAAAUGGGAGGAUCUUCACGCUGCCGACGCCUCGCAGCUGGGUCUGUUGUUCACACCAGAAGAGUCGAAGGAAAUCGACGCCCUGCUAAAAGUCUGGAUAUACCCAGUCUAUGGUCAGCAGGCGGACUUGUGCGCAGCUGACGCCUUGCAUGAAGGGCAAAGACCAAUUCAAACGCCUUUCAAUAGCGAAGGCGUCUUUCCUCCUAAACCCUUCGUCCAGGCGCCUUUGUACUUUGAGAACUCGGCGCAGAGCUGCAAUGUCACUGGGCUCAAUUGGGGAGUAUUCACCAAGUGGGUGGGCGCCUAUCGAAACACCUCGCCAUCGGAGUCGUCUUCUUUACCAGUGUUUUGCUUUCCUCCGCCAAGCUUCGAAUCUGCCUCUCCACCACCGUCUUCGCGUAUACAUCUUGCAUCGAGCGAAUAUACUGCAAUCGAAGGACAGGCUUCCCACAUCCCAACCUACAUCGUCGGUAUCGGCGGUGGCCCUUCGAGCGGCAAGUCAACACUGGCCUUACAUCUUAGCUACGUGUUCAAAAAGCUUGGACAGAACAGCAGAGUCUUCACAAUUUCGCAAGACGCCUAUAUCCUCCCUCCUGCAGAUUGUCCACAAAUAACUCUGCGAAGUGGGAAGCGUGUUGUCCACACAAACUGCUUAUUUUCAGUUGACUGGAAAGAGAUGAUCAAAGACGUCAAUGAGUUGAGAGCAGGCAACUAUAGUUCCCAGUCGGAUCGAACAAGGGAGACAUAUGCCACUGCAAAGGGUCGCCGUAUUCGCAGCCCGCACCUGAGAGCAGGGGAUGUCACUGACCUUGUUCGUCUAAGGGAGGCCACUCUUUCCACUGCGGCCAAAUCAGGUCGUCAGAGCUUCUGGCUAGCUCAAUUUUGCUACAAAACACUUAUAGACUACCCGGACAACCAAGAGAUUUCGACAUCCUUGCCAUCACAGCUGAUCCUGGUCGAAGGCCCUCUCAUGAACGCUGUUUGCCCUACAGCCUUGCCGCCUCAACAGUCGGGAUUUGGAAUUUUCCGCAGCGAUACGCAGCAGAAGGCCUAG